This is a messenger RNA of Cercopithifilaria johnstoni, 1314 nucleotides long. NCBI's taxonomy places the organism in Eukaryota, Metazoa, Nematoda, Chromadorea, Rhabditida, Onchocercidae. The record is from the annotation of a GenBank genome assembly.
AUGUUAUGUGAUGUGGGACAAGCGACAUCAUUUGCGUGGUUUGUCACGAGAUUCCGACCGUGGCAGUUAAACCCGAAGCACAAGAAGUGGAUUGAUAAAAAACAUUCUAGAAAAUUUCGUUUGGUCCAUCAAAAUCGAAGUGAUGAUAACAAUGAUAAUGGACACGUGCAGCAGUCGACUAGAAAAAAAGAUAUGAAAGAAUAUGACAGAUGUGGCAUAUAUUUCGAUGAUGACUACGACUAUUUACAGCAUUUAAAGGAGGUAAAUAAGGUAACAGAAAAUGGAAUGGAACAGUCAAUUAUUAGAGUACCGUCGGGAAAAACAAAUAUUUUAACAAAUAUAUUCGAAGCAAAUGGCUAUGAAAUCAAUGCUGAAUUGCUGAAGAAGGGGACGUUACCGGGCGAAAUGCACAUCGAUCCAUAUGUUAUUGCCGAACUAAAAAGUGAUGAUGAUGUCGAAUUUGAAAAUCCAACUAAUGACCUAGAUGAUGAUUUUGUCUUGCAAGCUAGUGGUGGUGAAUUACCUCCGUUACAAUUACCGAUAUCAUUUUCGUUGCGGAAGAACGAAUUUCGUGAGAAACCCAUUAAUAAUGAUGACGAUAGCUAUGAAGAAAUGGAACUCGUUUCGAACUAUGAUGAUGAUCAAAUGUCGGAGGAGGAUUUUUUCGUUCCUAUGAAAAAUAAAGAAGAGAUGCGACCGAUUGAUGAGAAAUUCGAUAAAUUGUGUGAAGAAUACAGUGAAACAGAUGGUGAGGAAAAUGAGGAUGAAGAGAAGUUUCUUUUGGAUCCAAACUCUGAUAGAAUGAAAAUGCUUGCGGAAGAUUUCAAAAAUAGAAAAGUGGAACUUGUUCUGCAAAGGGAUGUAUUGGCUCAGCGUUAUGCCGAAAUGAAUGAUGAAGGGCUGGAGGUUGAUGAAGAGAUGGAAAAGAUCACGAUAGUUUGUCCUAAAAGAAAAGAAGCCAAGUGGGACUGCGAGACGGUUGUCUCAGCUUAUUCCAACAUUUAUAAUCGACCUGCUCUCAUCAAUGAUUUUACAUGUAAACAAAAAUUGAAAUCGGUUCUAAAGCAGCUAGAAAAAAUGGACUAUUCAGUUCAGUCAGGAAAUAAGUCAGCGAUUUCAAUAGUAUCCUCAUCAACGAUAAGAAAACGUGGGGAAACAGCGGAAGAACGAAAAACAAGGAAAGCAGCUGUCAAAAUGAUUCGAGCCGAGCGAAGAGCAGAAAAGAAAUGUAAUAAAUUAACAUUCAAGGAAGAGCGAAAGAAAGCGGCCGCAUGGUGCCGUGGUUCUGCUGUUAAAAUGAUGCCUAUUGUGUGA